CGGCUCGGCGCGGCUCGGCGCGGCACAGCACGGCGUAGCCAGGCUCGGCCCGCCCGGGCUCUCCCUUGCCAUUGUCUGCCUGCGCGGCUAUUCCUGCUGCGGGUGGCGGGCGUGCGCGGCGGCUCGUGAUGCUGAAGGGCUCCGCGUCCCCUCCGAGGCAGUGGCAGCGGGCGCGGGCUCGAGCUCCGGGGCGCAGCCACCCCGCCGCCUGCUGAAAACUGAAACUUUGCGUCCCCGCCGCUCCCUCUCGUCCGCCUCCGCCCCGCCGCCCUCCAUGCGCUGAGCGGCCCCAUGGACGCCUUCAGCGCCGCCAAGGCCAAAAUGGGAGCGAAGAGCGGCGGCGAGGCGGCGGCGGCGGCGGGGUUGGCCGCUCCUCAGCCCGCCGCCACGGCCCCUAGCCCCGCCGGCCCCGGCUCGACCUCGGCGCCCGAGCCCGCCGCCUACAAGCUGGAGGACCUGGAGACGCUAGCCACCGUGGGCACAGGUACAUUUGGACGUGUUCACCUGGUGAAGGAAAAAAUGGGAAAACAUUACUUUGCACUGAAAGUAAUGAGCAUUCCAGAUGUCAUUCGACUGAAGCAAGAGCAGCACGUGCACAAUGAAAAGUCAGUUUUGAAAGAGGUCAAUCACCCAUUUUUGAUCAGAUUAUUCUGGACCUACCACGAUGAACGUUUUUUAUACAUGUUAAUGGAAUAUGUACCAGGAGGAGAACUUUUUAGUUACUUGCGCAACAUGGGGCGUUUCAACAACAGCACAGGACUGUUUUAUUCAACAGAAAUUAUUUGUGCAAUAGAAUACCUGCACUCCAAAGAAAUAGUUUACAGAGACUUAAAGCCUGAAAAUAUAUUACUAGACAAAGAAGGACAUAUCAAGCUUACUGAUUUUGGAUUUGCUAAAAAAUUGGUGGAUAGAACAUGGACGCUUUGUGGCACUCCUGAAUACCUUGCACCAGAAGUCAUACAAAGCAAAGGUCAUGGGAGAGCUGUGGAUUGGUGGGCCUUGGGAAUUCUUAUAUUUGAGAUGUUGUCAGGGUUUCCUCCAUUUUUUGAUGACAAUCCAUUUGGCAUAUAUCAGAAGAUUCUUGCUGGCAAAAUAGAUUUCCCACGGCAUUUGGAUUUAUAUGUAAAAGACCUUAUUAAGAAGCUACUUGUGGUUGACAGGACAAGGCGAUUAGGAAAUAUGAAGAAUGGAGCAGAUGAUGUGAAGAGACAUCGAUGGUUCAGGUCUAUAGACUGGGAUGCUGUACCUCAAAGGAGACUAAAGCCUCCUAUCGUGCCGAAAGUAUCCAAUGAUGGAGAUACUUCCAAUUUUGAAGCUUAUCCUGAAGAUGACUGGAAUAAAAUGCCUCCAGUACCCCCUAAAGAUCUAGAAAUUUUCAAGAACUUCUGAAUGCAACAUCUACAAUGGACAAGAAACUGGAAAGAAAGUGAAGUGAAGAGCAAGUCUGAAGAAAAAAUUAAAUGAAUACAUAAAUGAAAACUUUCCUUGUGGAUGAGAAUUAUACUGCAUUCAGAUAUGCAAAUGAGAAUAUAAUGAAUAUCUAAGGAGUUGGAGGCAGGCAAGAAUCAGUUUUGGCUGAAAACAUUUGGCAUUGGUUUAGUAAAUUGUAAUGUUGGCAGUCUACUCUGAAGUAGACUUGAGUAAAGUGAAAUAUUUUAGGAUUUUUUUUUUUAACUUAUGGUUUAGUUAAGUUUCCUGCUAUUCCCAGAUCCUUUUUGCAUAAUUAACUCAUAGAUUUAAUUUUAUAAGUUUAUACUAAACUUGUGUAAUUAAAAGCACAAAUUAGUAUAUAUGUAUAUAAUGAAUACAAUACAACUAAAGCACAGGAACUGUGCAAAGAUGUAAAUUUUUGUACUUUGCAGAGUCUAUGAUUUUUAUUUUUCAAAUAAUGUUUUUCAAGAAGUUCUCUAGGGAAAAAAAAGUCUUAAAAGGAUAAAUGAGUUUUUCAUCAUCUUAUAUACAUUUUAUAAUUCUUUGUAAAAAUAAAAAAUAAUUAAGUUUUAAAUAAGAUUUGUACCUAAAAUUUCCAAUGCCUCAUACUUGCAACCAUAGUACUUGAAAGCAGAAAGACAAGGGCAUGUUUUAUUGUUGAUUAAGAUACAUCUUAAUGGUUAAUUUAUGAAAUUCUGUUACACUGAUGUCUCUACAAACCAAGAUAUUGAGUGAUGACGUGCUGUCUGAAAUGUGAUUCCUCUUGUGACAACUCUCUAUAGACAUUCAGUUCAGUGCAUACUGGUAUAAGGGCUAUAACUGGCUCUUACAGGAGUUGUUCUCUCUCUUAGCUUGCUAUUUUCUCUAAAUCUAGAGCAUGACUGUAACAGACUUUCUUCAUUAUUGGCAUAGUUGUUGUUGAAUAUUUGGAGCUUCUAACUAUCAGAGGGAACACUAAAUAUAUGUUAGAGCCUGCUUUUUCUGCUCCUGCUUUUGGAAAUAACCUGAAGUCUCCACUGCCAGGAAUUCUGUAUGUACAGUGUUCAAGCCUUAGAUCUGAGGAAUAUCUUUAAAACUGUGUGACAGCUUUCUGAAAUCUUAAAUACAUUGAAUUUAGGAAGUAUUCACAAUACUGUUUCAUUUUAAGUAGUACCAAGUAUCUGUAUGUGCAUUUGUAUUUCUCUCCUAUAGGAGUACGCAUAAACACAAAUUCAGGAUUGUUUUGGUCUUUGUUUUGGUCUUUCUCAUGUUUCAUAUUGUGAUGUUUGUUUUAAUAUAGGGGAAACUGAGUGCUUUGAUUUCAAAAAGUAAAUACUUCUUUGGUUUUAGAUAACUUUUAGGGAAAUCAUAUUUAGAUCAAAAGUUUUUGUUUCGGAAGCACAUCAGCUUACUGAAGUUGUACCACUAUGACUGAUGGCUCUACAUAAAACUGUCUCUGUAGAUCUUACAGACUGCUUUCCCUACAAAGAGUUCUCCACAUUUUUAUUAAUCUAAAAUGCCAUAAAAAUGGAGGCCAAAGAUUCAUUUUUCUGAACUAAAUUCUGUGUGCUUACUAUACAGGCAUUCUAGUAAUUGCAAAUUAAAUUACUGUCUUUAUAAAUUUAUGACAGAUCUACAGCUGGUCUGUCCUGGUGGAAAAAUUUCUUCAGUUCUCUUUUGUUGAACUCUAAACAAUGCAGAGGUGUGGUAAAAUAGUAAAUGAACUUUGAAAGCUUGCAAUUUCUAGUUUAUUAGAUCUCUAUAAAACAAAUUAAUUUUUAGAGACUGUAUGACUUUUUGCAGAAAUACAAUAUGUAAUAAAGUUACGCUUCUUCAAAGAGGUAAUUCUGGAUUAUUACAAAUAUUAAAAAGUGCUGCAAGUUGAUUGCCCCAGCUGAAAAUCAGUGAAAACUAUAUAGGAAUACAUAAUAAGGAGAAAAUCCAUGGAAAAUUAUCCUUUUAACAUGGUAAAAAUACCUCAUUCUCUUGAAAAAUGAGUCUAGACUUCUGUAUUUGUAUCCGUGGAGUGAGUUAUUCCAAAUCAGCUGGAGAAACUGAAGUACAUAAAAGAGCUUACUUUGUCUAAGGGAGGAGGAAGCACAGUUUAUUUUUUAACGUGCAAGUUCCAGUAUUUUUUUGAAUCCUAAGUACUACAAAAACAGCAUGAUUUUGGUUUUUUUUCUUUCAAAUUUAAAAACUGCACUGCGUUUAAGUCUUCAGAACUGAGUAAAUGGAGUUUGAAAUUGCAUUGGACUAAUUUGCUACAUUGGUGGUCAGAAGUUUUGAAAGGCUGAACAGAAAAAAUGGAUUUUCUUUCUUACCCAUUCGUACUCAUUCACGUACCCAUUGCUGGCAGUGGAUGCACUGGCACUCACUAUGAUAGAGACUAAAGCAGUGAAUACAGUCUGCUUUAUAGUACUAAUCCACCGACUUCACAUUGUUUCCAGAGCCAUGUGUACUUAUACCUAACUACUGACCUCGUCAACAUGCUUUCUAGUACAAAGCUACCUUCAGAAUUUUUUGAAUUAAAAUCCUUAAUAAGAAACCUUUUUGAAACAUUAUUAUAAAAGACCAGUUGUUUUCUCUACAGUCUUCAACUUACUGAACUGUUACUAUACAUGCCCAUUUUAUUUAUUUGCACAAGUGAGUUGGUUUUAUUUUAAGUCUUUGCUGGGACUUCAUGGACCACUAACGAACACAGUUCUGAGUGCUGAAGCAGAUGUUUCCAGAUACACACUGCUCUAAGGACUCUGGAUUUAUUUUAUUGUUUCUUAAGCAAGCUAGAACACUUUGGUUUUUCCUUCCUCCUCUAUUCUGAAGUUCAUUUUGUUGUGGUUGCUUCUGUUAACAUAUAUUUUUGCAUAUAGACUGUUGCAUAAGGACUGUUUUCUUGCAAGAGCCCAUAGGCCUUUCAUAUUCUGCUUUGGCAAACAAGAAUGUUAAACAUUAAAAAGCAAUCUUUAUUUUUGAGUUUUAUAUAUAUAUAUUUUUAAUUGCCCGAUUUGAGGUUUUAAGUGAUAAACGUGCAUUGUAAACUUAAUUGCCUUGUAACCAAAUAAUAAAAAUGCUUCAUGAUUUAAAUGGAGAACAUGCUGUAGAUUUUCCUGUAAAUUAGCUUGAUCAAUGAAUAUGUGUGCUACUGAGCUUUAACUAAUGUGAUCUUCCACUGUAAAAAAUCAUUGUUAAUUGAUCAAAAUAUAGGUACUGAACUAUGUUUAAAUAGAUCAACAGGGAUUUUGCAGGUUUGAAAGCAAUGAAGAUAUGGCUGUUCCUCAGCCCAUCUGCUUGCCAUUCAGAAGAGUUGUGAUGCAGUGCUUCCUAUGCUAUAGAGUUAUUUUUCAGCUUUCAAUGACUGUAGCAUGAUUCCUUUUCGUACUGUACUGUGUACAGACUUGCCAUGUUUUGCACUUUUCUAUGGCAAACCUAACUGCUUUAUAAAUACUCUGUUGUGUCGUAGGUAGUGUUAGCAAUAGCAGGCAUUUGUGUAGUACAUGACCAGUUUGAACUGCUAGAUUUGCGAGGUGAGCUUGGACUAAUGUUGUAUGUUGCUGGUUGCUUGUUGUAGCUCACGUGUAAGUACUGUUCAAAGUUACAAAGUCAGCCCUCAUUGCACAAUGAAAAUCACUGUGAUCUGUACAUAAACCCCAGUAAAAUUUUAUUGCUGCUUAAUUUAUGUAAUAUCUGUCAAAUCUGGAUUCAUUUAAUAAACCUUUAUAACUUUUUGAAUGUUUAAA
This is a messenger RNA of Tympanuchus pallidicinctus (lesser prairie-chicken), 5144 nucleotides long. It is a transcript of the gene PRKX, whose product is annotated as protein kinase cAMP-dependent X-linked catalytic subunit. The transcript has 9 exons. Gene Ontology annotation, molecular function: protein serine/threonine kinase activity; ATP binding. The coding region runs from base 292 to 1389 and encodes 365 amino acids. NCBI's taxonomy places the organism in Eukaryota, Metazoa, Chordata, Aves, Galliformes, Phasianidae. The record is from RefSeq and is a predicted model, not a curated record. Gene Ontology annotation, biological process: protein phosphorylation.